Chironomus riparius is the source of this 1702-nucleotide messenger RNA. The record is from the annotation of a GenBank genome assembly. Lineage: Eukaryota; Metazoa; Arthropoda; Insecta; Diptera; Chironomidae.
UUCGAUGAUAAGAAAAACACGUUCAGUUUGUUUGGGGAACUUAAAGAGCAAAAACGCGAAACUUAACUAUGUCAGAGUAUUUAAUUGCUGACACAGAAUAUGGUCAAGUUCGUGGAGAGAAAAUAAUUUCAGAAGUUGGAAUUCCAUACAUUCGAUUUUUGGGAAUUCCAUAUGCAAAACCAACUGUUGGUGACCUUCGAUUUCAGAAUCCCAUAACAUCAGACUCUUGGGAAGGAGUUCGUGAUGCUUUAAUUGAGCCACCGCCAUGUGCAGGCAAAAAUAACCACACAAAGCAGUUUCUAGGAACUGAUGACUGUCUAUACUUGAAUAUUUACACGAAAAAUCUAAAUCCUGAUAAGAAAUGUGCCACAAUUGUUUAUUUACAUGGAGGAGGAUUCAGAGGCAACAGCUCAACCCUUGAAGUCUACAGCCCAGAUUACAUUCUCAUGUCAGAUGUCGUUUUUGUUAUCUUCAAUUAUCGUCUCGGAUCAUUAGGCUUUGCCAACUUUAAUGACAAAAGUUUGAAUAUUCCCGGCAAUGCAGGCAUGAAGGACCAACAAAUGGCAAUGAGAUUUGUGCGUGAGAAUAUUCAACAUUUUGGUGGUGAUCCAGGCAAUAUAACAUUAAUGGGACAUAGCAGUGGUGCAUCAAGUGUCGGAUUGCAUUGUGUGGCUGAAAGUUCUAAGGGUUUAUUCCAUAAAGCAAUUUUGAUGUCUGGAUCGCCAGUUGGGCGAGAAUGUGAUGUGCCUCAGUUGAAUUGGACGAAGAGAUUAGCUGAAAAGUUGGGAUAUGAUGGAGAUUUAGAGAAUGAUAAAGAUGUGCUGGACUUUUUAAAUACUGUCGAUAUCAUUAAGAUGGCUGAAGCUGGUUACGAUUUAGCUACAAAAGAUGAAAAGAAGAAACUUGGUAUUCAGCUAAAUUUUGCACCACAUAAGGAACUUUAUGCCACUGAUUCUUCAUUUUUAUUGAACUCUCCAAUUGAUUUAAUGGAAAAUGCAUGGAGCAAUGACAUUGACAUCAUGAUUGGUGGGACUAGAAAUGAAGGCAUGGUUCAUUCGGAUAUCAAUUAUGCAGAUGCUGUUCCUGUUGCUUUAUCUAAUCCUCGUGAGGGUCCAAAACUUGAUGAGUUGAUUGCAAAGUUUCAAGAAUUCUAUGAAGCUAAGUUUGGAACAGGAAAGCAAGCAUAUGAGGAAUUCCGAGGUGACUCAUUCCGUUGGUCUGGCAUGAUACGAGCCAUCAAGGCUAGACUUUCAUCAGCUGGAAAGGGAAAAACCUAUUUGUACAAAUUUUGUGUUGAUUCACCGACACAAAAUCAUUAUCGGAAUCGUGCUUUUGGAAAGGGAUCAACAGGUGUGAAUCAUGGCGAUGAGUUAUCAUAUUUUUGGAAGAAUAAUGAAGGAGACGUUCCAGCUAGUGACUCGAUGGAGUUUCAGGCUAUUAAAAGAUUUACCUCAAUCAUCACAUCCUUUGCUGUCAACGGAAACCCAAAUAAUCCAGAAAUAGCUGAUGUUGACUGGAAACCUAUCGAUAGUAAGCCGUACAAGGGUUUAAUAAUUGAUCAGAAGCUUAAAAUCAAAGAAUUUGAAGAAGCUGAAAGAAUUUUGAAUUUCUGGGUGAAGCUUUUUGAUGAGAAUGGCGCCAAAUUUUGUUAAAUUAUUAAAAAUUGAUUUUAAAUGCGUCAAAUAAAAAAAAAAUUCAAAAA